GGUGGGGGUGACGUCUCUCUGGUCGGAUUGUUUUACUUGUAGGAUUCAGACUCUUUUCCUCCUUCCCUCCAUCCAUCCAUCCAUCCUUCAUCCCUCUCCUGCGGACGUCAGUGGAACCUGUCAAAUCUGCGCGGCUAAUCCCGGCUAAUCCCAUUAUGCACAUUAGCUCCUCGGCGUCUCUUUGUCAAUGACGGCCAGGAUGGAGACUCCCUUCUACCAUGACGACUCCCCCGCCGCGCCGGGGGGGCCGGGGUUCGGCCACGCCCCCGAGUACGAGCGCUACCCGGGCAACAAGAUGCUGAUGGGUAAGAAGGCCGUGCCGGGCGGGCAUCCGUUCCCCGGCGGAGGGGGAACUGCACCUGGGGGGCGGUCGGGGAACCACCUGGCGCCCGCCGGCGUGACGUCAUCGUCCUCAACCGAGAUGCUGAAGUUGCCCCCCACCGAUAUGGAGCACCUGAUUUUCCAGUCCGGUCAGGGAUUGGUCAACGCCGGGAACCCCUUCCUCUACCGCGGGCAGGCGACCAACGAGCAGGAGGGGUUCGCCGACGGCUUCGUGAAGGCGCUGGCGGACCUGCACAAGCAGAACCAGCUGGUGGGGGGGGGCCCCAUGUCGCCGUCGGGGGGCGGGGCCUACCAAAGGAACCUGAUCUCCGGUGGGGAUGUGCCCGUGUACACCAACCUCGGUAGCUACCAGGAACCGUACUCCGGAGGACCGGUGGGCUUCGGUGUGGGGGUCAACCGGGGCCCGGACGCCCCUCAAACCGUCCCUGAGGCGCCGCACCACCCGGGCGACCGGUCGGCUUCCCCGGCCGACCCGGACGAGGCGCAGGAGCGGGUCAAGGCCGAGCGCAAGAAGCUGCGCAACCGGAUUGCCGCGUCCAAGUGCCGGCGGCGGAAGCUGGAGCGCAUCGCGCGGCUGGAGGAGAAGGUGCGCGCCCUGAAGGGGCGGAACGGCGAGCUGGCGGCCACCGCCGCCGCGCUGCGUGAGCAGGUGGGGCAGCUCAAGCGGAGGGUGAUGGGUCACGUGAGCGGCGGCUGUCGGAUCUCGCCGGCGGCUAAGUCCCGCGGGGAAGGUGCCGCCUCGACCGGCGCGGACUCCAUCGGUUGAGGCGUUCGUAGCUAGCGCUCGCGGGAGGCGGAGCUUGGAAGACAAAGGACACAAUUGGACAUUGGACGUUUUUGAAAAAGUGAGCGGGGCUAACCCUGUGACGUCAUCACCGGGACAGAAUUCCAAGGUGCCGAUAGGGGUUUGUUUUGGUGCGUCAGAGCAGCUACUUUACGAAGAAAAACAGCGUUGUAACUUUCACCGCUGGGUUUUUAGCGGUUAUGCAAAUAUCGUUCGCUUCUGGAAUGCGGAAGCUAAUUUUAAGAUAAUUUACAUUUUUAAUUUAUUACUGUUUUAUUACUUUACGACAAAAGUCCCCAAUUGAAAAGAGCCCGAGGGUCAUUAGGCUAACUGUGGCUAAAUGAAUUAGCAUGAAUUGAAUUGGGCUCAUUGUUUUAGGGUAGAGUUUAAUUUGAACACAUAUGUGUGUGUAUAUAUGUAUAUAUGUAUAUAUGUAUGUAUGUAUGUAUGU
Cololabis saira (Pacific saury) is the source of this 1577-nucleotide messenger RNA. RefSeq names its product transcription factor JunD-like. The record is from RefSeq and is a predicted model, not a curated record. Gene Ontology annotation, biological process: regulation of transcription by RNA polymerase II; regulation of cell population proliferation; regulation of cell cycle. Gene Ontology annotation, cellular component: transcription regulator complex. NCBI's taxonomy places the organism in Eukaryota, Metazoa, Chordata, Actinopteri, Beloniformes, Belonidae. The transcript has 2 exons. The coding region runs from base 188 to 1108 and encodes 306 amino acids. Gene Ontology annotation, molecular function: RNA polymerase II cis-regulatory region sequence-specific DNA binding; transcription factor binding; DNA-binding transcription factor activity, RNA polymerase II-specific.